Molecule: messenger RNA, 2862 nt
Organism: Fragaria vesca subsp. vesca
Lineage: Eukaryota; Viridiplantae; Streptophyta; Magnoliopsida; Rosales; Rosaceae
Product: L-type lectin-domain containing receptor kinase IX.1-like
Exons: 4
Coding region: 1-2862 (953 amino acids)
Source: RefSeq, a predicted model, not a curated record
AUGGCUGAAAAAAACACAUUCAGGUUGUCCCUAAAGCAGUUUCAAAUGAUUCUUCUUCUCCUACUAGUUUUGCCCUUCUCUGCAACUCCAUUGACCUUCAACUUCUCUAGCUUUCCACCUGCUGUUACAAACAAUAUAUCUAUGGAGGGAGAUGCUUUCUCCGAUGGCUCCCUCCGACUUACCAAAAGUGCUCGUGACGAGGUGAUAAAUGGCAGCGUCGGUAGAGCCACCUUCAAAGAAACCUUCCUCCUCCGGUCCGGUGAUGGGCUGGUAUUCUUCCUAGCACCGCCAGGGUCCUUACUAAACCAUACACUAGGACAAGGUAGCAGCCUUGGCCUCCCUGUCAACAGUAGGCUGGCAAAUAAAACCAUGUCCAGCACUGAAUACCCGUUUGUCGCCGUCGAGUUUGAUAUCUUCCCCAAUAAUAAGUCAGAAUCUAUUGAUUGGUGUCUGAAUUAUGUUCAUGCCGGCAUCGACAUCAACUCCCUCAAGUCCAACGUUACGGAGCCAUGGGAUGGUGGUAUUAGCACAGCAAAAGAAAAUAAUGCCACAAUUACUUACAACUCCACCUCGAAAAAUCUUAGUGUUGCAUUCACUACGAUUCAAAUUGGUGUAGAUGGUGACGAAGUCCAGAUGAUCAAAAGUAUGUAUUUCUUAGUUGAUCUGCUUCGAUACUUGCCUGAUAGGGUCAUUGUCGGAUUCUCUGCUUCAACCGGUAAUGCAGUUGCUCUGCAUAAGAUCAUGUCAUGGAAUUUUACUUCAACUCCUCUGCUUGAUGAUAAUGCAGCAUUGACCACAAGAUCUAACAACAAUAGGGAAGGACUAAUUGUCGGGUUGGGUGUUGGUGGAGGUGCUACCUUGGUCGGUUUGUUGGCUUUGGUUUGGCUCAUCUUAUACAGGAAGAGGAGGGAAACAGCUCGGGAAAGUAGUGAUGAUGAUAUCAGUGUACUUAAUGAUAUGAUUCCUGAAGAAUUCGAAAAGGGGACAGUCCCUACGAAGUUCAAGUACAAUGAAUUGGCCCUUGCGACUAGUAAUUUUGUACAUGGAGAAAAGCUUGGGGAGGGAGGGUUUGGUGGAGUAUACAAAGGAUUCAUCAAAGAUAUGAACUCGUAUGUAGCUGUUAAGAAGAUAUCAAGCGGGUCUAAACAAGGGCUGAAGGAGUAUGCAGCAGAAGUGAACAUUAUUAGUCGGCUCAGGCAUCGGAAUCUGGUGCAACUCAUCGGUUGGUGCCAUGAUAAGAAACUCCUCCUUGUCUACGAAUUCAUGCCCAACGGUAGCUUGGAUUCUCAUUUGUUCAAUGAAAAAAGCUUGUUAACUUGGGAGGUAAGAUACAAAAUUGCACAUGGAUUGGCCUCGGGGUUGCUCUAUCUACACCAAGGAUGGGAACAAUGUGUGCUGCACAGGGAUAUCAAAUCCAGCAAUGUUAUGUUGGAUUCGAAUUUUAACACGAAACUUGGAGAUUUCGGGUUAGCUCGACUUGUGGACCACGGAAAAAUGUCACAAACAACCAUUGUGGCUGGGACUAGGGGAUACAUGGCUCUAGAGUAUGUUACAACAGGAAAGGCUAGCAAGCAAUCAGACGUCUACAGCUUUGGAGUUGUUGCUCUAGAAAUAGCAUGCGGGAGAAAACCCAUCGAUCUCAAUUUGGAAAACACUCGAGUCGAUAUGGUGGAGUGGGUUUGGGGACUUUAUGGUGAAGGGAAAGUCAUUGAAGCAGCUGACCCGAAGCUGUGUGGAUAUUUUGAUGAGAAACAAAUGGAGUUUUUGAUGAUGGUAGGGUUGUGGUGUGCUCAUCCGGAUUACAAUAUGAGGCCUUCAAUGCAACAAGCAAUUCAAGUACUUAACUUCGAAGUUGCAUGGCCUUUUCUCCCAUUAGAGAUGCCAAUGGCUACCUUUCCUCAAACAUCUCGACCAAUCUCCUCUACUAACAUUACUGGUUUAGAAGCAAGCAAAACUGAGUCUAGCUAUAAUGGAGGUUAUAGCAGCUAUUCAUCAAGUUCCUCUAAUCGACUAAUCCCUUCUGCUUGUGAGUCUCGACGAGACGACGAUGGUCACGACGCCUCUCUUCGGCUCUUCCUCUCUGCCUUUCGACUAGACGACGACGCACGCCUCUCUUCCUCUCCGGCCUCCGCGGCUCUCUUCCUCUCCGGCCUCCACGGCUCUCUUCCUCUCCGGCUUCCGCGGCUCUCUUCCUCUCUUCGGCUCUUCCUCUCUGCCUUUCGACUAGACGACGACACACGCCUCUCUUCCUCUUCGGCCUCCGCGGCUCUCUUCCUCUCUGGCUCCGGCCUGCGCGCGUCUCUUCCUCUCCGGCCUCCGCGCCUCUCUUAUUCUCCGCCUCAGUCGCCCGCCGACUCCGUCGGAGAUGACAUUGAACUGAUUGAAGAAGUACAAGGUCAGACUCAGACCGGGAAUGAUUUGGUUGUGGCGGAGGCUGAGAUGCCUGAGAACAAGGAGCCAGAAGUCCCAGAACCAAAAGCUCCAAUUGAGGUUGUAGAAGAAGCACCAGCAGCAACUGAGAUUUCACGGGGUGUGCCGAAAAAAAGAAGAAGAGGUCCUGCAUCAACUCUUCCUAAGCCUGCUUCUAAAUUGACUUCAAUGGUGUGGCACCACUUUAUGAAGUAUCAAAGAGAACUCUUCACUCACCGAGAUGGGAAGAAAGUGCACGCGGGGAAUGAGAAUCGUGCACUAUGCAUCCAUUGUGGCGCUGACCUCAAAGCAGAUUCUUCUUUUAACGGCACAAGCACUUUGCGUAGGCAUAUUCAAAAAGUAUGCAAGAAGUAUGCUGGGAGGGAAAAUAUAGAUGACGGACAAGCUGUGAUUGCUGGGGAUGGUGAAGUCGAACCUGAAAUGGAACUUUAG